Prorocentrum cordatum is the source of this 791-nucleotide messenger RNA. Lineage: Eukaryota; Dinophyceae; Prorocentrales; Prorocentraceae. The record is from the annotation of a GenBank genome assembly.
AGCGGCGGGAACCCCGCGGACGCCCAGGGCAAGGCUUUCUCGGCGCUCCAGGUGGCCACCCCGCCGCCGCCCCGCGGCAGACCUGCCUGCGGCCGGGCCCGCGAUCGGCCAGGGCCCGCCCAGGCGGCUCCUGGGAGAUGCGGCGGUUGCCGCGAUGGCGGCUGCUGGCGGCGGGGGUGCUGUCCGAGCAGGGCCUGGCGGAGGGGCGGCUCCCCGUGCCGCCGCUGCGGGGCGCCGACCCGCUCAUGACCCAGGCGCUCUACGAUGCGGCCAGGGCCCAGAUGCCACCCUGCAUCUGGGACGAGCGCUUGUGGAGUGAAGAUCCACGCCGGGGUCCAGAGCACUGCUCCGAGCAGAUGCGGUGGGGAAUCGAGGCUUCAAUGAUCGAUAGCCUCAUUUGGUAUUACGGCAGGAUUGGACGCUCAAUGGUGGCCAUAGAACUUGGCUCUGGCUGGGGCUUGGGUGCGCUGGUCAUGUCCGUGCUGUUCAAGCAGGUUUACACUUUGUCCGUGAACCAAUCGGGCCCUGCCCAGGUGUGGGCGCCUUAUUGGCCGGACAAUGUCAUACCGUUGGAGCUAGAUCUAUACGGUGAUGACGACUGGGCAGGACUGCUGAGCCAUUCGAAGGCGGAGGUUGUCCGCAUAGACGCGAAGCAUACUUACGAGGCCGUGAUGGAGGACGUGCUCAACGCUCUGAGAAUCUGGAGUGCACACGGUGUUCCUCGACGAUUAUGGCCACUACAUCCAACGCGAUGUCUCUUUUUUUGUCUCAUGCGAGCAUUGGGUCAGUAG